AUGAAGCGCCUCUACUCCUCUGCAAGUGCAAGGUUGCUAAUAACAAUAGUAUUUUUCUUGCCGUUAAAAGAGGCAGACUGUUCUCUUAGACAGUUAAAGAUGUACGAAUUCCAAGAAAAGAUUCAAGAGAAAACCAUAUUCAGUAGCAUUGCUGCAACACCUGCACCAUCACCAGCUCAUUCCAUAGAUCCCAAAAAGAGCGAUGGAAGGGUCUUCUAUCCCAUUGGAUAUGGUGCUGACCCUAGUGGUGUAGCAGAUAGCAGUGAUGCCAUACUUGAAGCCAUUGGUUAUGCAUUUGGAAUACAGAAUAAAGGGUUUCAACUGUUACCUGGAAUAAAGGAUUUGGGAGGUGUUGUGAUUGAUUUGCAAGGUGGUAAUUACCUAAUCAGCAGGCCUUUGCGCUUUCCAUCUGGUUUUGGCAAUAUCUUGGUUCAAGGAGGCACUUUAAGAGCAUCCAACACAUUUCCAGGACAUAGGCAUCUGAUUGAGCUAUGGUCCCCAAACUCAAGAAAACUUGAAAAAGAAAGUACUACCAUUCAUCAUCUUCAUGGCCUUUCAGACAGGGAAGACCAAAACAGUGGCAUCUACUAUGAAGAUGUUACUUUCAGGGACAUACUGUUUGACUCAAGCUACCAAGGUGGAGGACUUUUUGUAAUUGAUGCUGCAAGAAUCCGCAUUAACAACUGCUACUUCAUCCAUUUCACAACCCAAGGAGUUCUAGUCGAGCGAGGCCAUGAGACUUUCAUCUCAGGCUGUUUUCUAGGGCAGCAUGAAACAGUUGGUGGUGAUAGUGGCGAGAGAGGUUUUUCAGGCACUGCCAUUGAGCUUUCAAGUACAGAUAAUGCUGUCACUGAUGUAGUCAUCUUCUCAGCAGCUGUUGGAAUCACAGUAAGUGGUCAGGCUAAUAUCAUUAUCGGUGUGCAUUGCUAUAACAAGGCUACAUACUUUGGUGGAAUUGGAAUUUUGGUGCGAGCAGCUCAGACUAGGGUGGAGAGUUGCUACCUAGAUUACAACAGUAUAGUGAUUCAAGACCCUGCUCUAGUGCAGGUAUCAAAUGGCUACUUCAUAGGGGAUGGAAACAUUGUAUUGAAAUCAAUAAAUGGUAAAGCUUCAGGGCUAAAUAUCAUUAACAAUAUAUUUGCUGGGGAUCCUAGAAAUAUGGUUCCAAUAGUGAAGUUAGAUGGUGAAUUCACGGACAUAGCUCAAGUGGUGAUUGAGAACAACAUUGUUACUGGAAUGACCUUGAAGUCAACUGUUGGAAAAUUGACAGUAGCCGGAAAUGGAACGCAGUGGAUAGCUGAUUUUUCAUCUGUUUUGGUGUUUCCGAACAAAAUAAAUCAUGUUCAGUACUCAAUUUACACUGAAGGGGUGGUUGCUGGAUUUCCAGCUCAUAAAAUGACUAAUGUAUCAAAUAAUCUUGUUGUAAUUGAGAGUGAAAAAGCUUUUAGUGGUGUUAUUUCAGUUAUAGUUGACCAGUAUAACAUGGAUGGAGAGAGAAAUUUAUGUAAUACAUAG
Molecule: messenger RNA, 1515 nt
Organism: Coffea eugenioides
Lineage: Eukaryota; Viridiplantae; Streptophyta; Magnoliopsida; Gentianales; Rubiaceae
Product: polygalacturonase QRT3
Exons: 3
Coding region: 1-1515 (504 amino acids)
Molecular function (GO): polygalacturonase activity
Source: RefSeq, a predicted model, not a curated record